Molecule: messenger RNA, 1557 nt
Organism: Tupaia belangeri chinensis (Chinese tree shrew)
Lineage: Eukaryota; Metazoa; Chordata; Mammalia; Scandentia; Tupaiidae
Gene: LIPM
Product: lipase family member M
Exons: 12
Coding region: 227-1321 (364 amino acids)
Biological process (GO): lipid metabolic process
Molecular function (GO): hydrolase activity, acting on ester bonds
Source: RefSeq, a predicted model, not a curated record
UCCGACCUAAAGUGACCACACUCCUGAACCAGCCCUCCUUCCGCAAACGGCAUUGCAUUGAGCAGGCAUCAGAUCAACAAUGGAGGGGACUGUAGAUGGGCCCAGAUAAGGACAGCAGGCUUGCCACUUCACACCUAUCCAGCCAGCCCAGCCCAGAGGAGGCUGAGUCAUAAGGGCAGGAUUUGUUGCUAUAGCACCAGGAAGUAAUAAAUGCAGAUGUUGGACCAUGUCAGAAAUCUUCUCAAGAGAGUGGAUUGUUUUACGCAGAGUGGAGAUGUGGCUUCUGGUUCUGGUGGUGUAUUUAUUUCAAAGAAAUGUGAAUUCUGGACACAUGCCUACUAUCGCUGUGGACCCGGAAGCAUUCAUGAAUGUUAGUGAAAUCAUCCAACACAAAGGCUACCCUUGUGAGGAGUAUGAAGUCACAACUGAAGAUGGGUAUAUCCUUUCUGUUAACAGAAUUCCUCGAGGCAUAGCACAACCCAAGGAGACAGCUAUUGUCAGAUACAAUGCUAAUUAUGAUGAGAUGGCUAGGUUUGACCUUCCUGCAGUGAUAAACUUUAUUUUGCAGAAAACGGGCCAGGAAAAGAUCUAUUAUGUCGGCUAUUCACAGGGCACCACCAUGGGCUUUAUUGCAUUUUCUACCAUGCCAGAGCUGGCUCAGAAAAUCAAAAUGUAUUUUGCUUUAGCACCCAUAGCCACUGUUAAAUAUGCAAAAAGCCCUGGGACUAAAUUUUUGUUGCUGCCAGAUAUGAUGAUCAAGGGAUUGUUUGGCAAAAAAGAAUUUCUGUACCAAACCAGAUUUUUCAGACAACUUUUUAUUUACCUUUGUGGCCAGGUGAUCCUUGAUCAGAUUUGUAGCAAUAUCAUGUUACUUCUGGGUGGAUUCAACACCAACAACAUGAACAUGAGCCGAGCAAAUGUGUAUGUUGCCCACAAUCCUUCGGGAACAUCUGUGCAAAAUAUUCUUCACUGGAGCCAGGCAGUGAAUUCCGGGGAACUCCGAGCAUUCGAUUGGGGAAGUGAAGCCAAAAACCUAGAGAAAGGUAAUCAGCCAACUCCUAUAAAGUACAAGGUCAGAGAUAUGACAGUUCCUACAGCAAUGUGGUCGGGAGGUCAGGACUGGCUUUCAAAUCCAGAAGAUGUGAGAACACUGCUGUCUGAAGUGACCCACCUCAUCUACCAUAAGAAUAUUCCCGAAUGGGCUCACGUGGAUUUCAUCUGGGGUUUGGAUGCUCCUCACCGUGUGUACAAUGAAAUCAUUCAUCUGAUGAAGCAGGAGGAGAUCAACCAUUCUCAGGGAAUGUGUGAGCCCAGAUCAUGAAGUAUUUGACACUAAAACAUCUUAUGAAAAACUUCAUGGAAGGUGGGACUUGGGUCCAUGAGAAGAUUUUUAAAUAGAAUUUCCAGAGUUGGAAACCUAUCACAUCAGUAGAAGCCAAGGUGAAGAGAUGGCAGAGCUGUGCUAUAUGUUCCUUCAGAUUUCCUGCAUUUGGCACUAAAAUUUACAUAUAUAUACAUAUAUACAUAUAUAUAUGUAUACACACACACACACACACA